Molecule: messenger RNA, 3246 nt
Organism: Durusdinium trenchii
Lineage: Eukaryota; Dinophyceae; Suessiales; Symbiodiniaceae
Source: the annotation of a GenBank genome assembly
CUGAAAUCUUGUGCCUAGGCUGGGGACCAUUGGGUUUCAUAGUGGGCAUCUUGCAGCCAAGCAACUUCGGUGGCUCAAGAAUUCUGAGUGGAAUUGCUCAACCCGGAUUUGGUCAGCACCAUCACUGGAUCUACCCAUAUACCCUGAAGCACAGUCGAUAGGCGAGACAAGGCGAGCAGGCGAAUCAGUUCAUUUACUCCGAAGUACCUUGGCAACCAACCUACGGCCAUGGGGGACUCCCAGUUUCCUAGUUGUAGUUUUGAAUUUGUCAUGUAUUUGGUGGAAAGGACAAGUUUGAACCUAUUGGUUAGGGGGUUCCUGGCACAGGGUUGGUUGUGACUACCGGGUGUCUGGUUUUCUCGCGGGACACUUUGGCAGCCCGGCCGCCCGUCGUCCGACCUCGGCCGGACCGAGGACUUCAUCCCCUCGCCCACCCAAGUGCCGGGCCCCGCCGUGUCUGCGAAGCUCCGCGCCAAUCUCCAGUGGUCCAGAGGCGUCUCAGAGCUCCUGAGUCAUCUUAGCCGUGCCCUCCGGGCGACCUCGAUGGACGGCCAUGUGGACCGCCAUGUGUUCGGCGCGGCAUUGAAGCGCUGCGAGCAAGGGCGCUGGUGGGACGGUGUUCAAGAAGUGAGACGCUUGCAAGUCGCUCAUGGGGUAGAGAUGGAUGAGGUGGGCCUGGGCAUCUACCUCACUGCCUUGGCCCGCUGUGGUCGCACCGCUGCGGAUACACCUGUGACGCAGAAGAAGCUCCUCGCGGAUGCGAGGAGGGCCUGGGAGGAGUUUACUGGGCACUUUGCGACCUUGGACCAGGGGCGCAUCUUGCUGAAUUCAGCUCUUCAUGUUUGUUCAGUGUCUACCACUUGCGCCGGUGAAGAGGCCUUGGGCUGGGCCGAAGAGCUUUGGAGCUGGGCAUUCAAGCAUGGCAUCCAGCCCAACCAAGUGAACUAUGAGACCUUUCUCACGGUUUUGAGCAAGUGUGGAAAGCACGAACGUGUUGACGAGAUGCUCCGGCAGAUGGAGGACCAUGCUAGGUGCCCAAGCCCUGUGCUGCUCGCGGCUUUGGUGCAUGUGGCCGGCGAACAGCGCAAUGCAGAGCGCGCAGAAGCUCUUUGGCAGAGGAUGCUCGAGAUGGGCACAGUGCCCAAUGUGCUGGCCCUGGCGGCCCGUGCCAAAGCGCACCUGCUCUCAGGCAAUGUGAAGGCAUGUGCCGAAAUCUUGGAGUCGGCUGAUACGGCAGCUCUCGUAGCCAAUUACAAGAUGAGCGAGAUGCUUGUGCAGGACCCUGGUGGCCACGAGAGGGGAAGCCCGUGCGCAGGUCGUGUUUCAGUGUUUGUCCGAGCUUGUUUGACAGGCGAUUGCCAAACAUCAAAUGAUGCUCCUUUUGGCAGAAGCCACUACGGCGGAAUAUGGCGGAAUGACUUACUUGUCUUUUUUGUUGAAGAGAAGUGAGAUUGCCAUGUCAAUCUCACUUCACACGGGACGCCUGCGUCAUUUUUUCUUUCGGUGAUUGCUGCUGAAUUCAAAGCUUUUGGACGACUUCUUCAUGGGGUUUUGGUUUUGAUCCGAAUCCAACAGUGCGAUGUGUUUAGGUGAGACCCAGCAACGCAUUUGACGAGAGUGAAAUUGACCAUCACCAUAUCGCAAAAAGACAGUGCCGGGGUCGGGGUGUUUCCAAAGCGGUCUAUGGGCUCCUCUUUUUUCCAUGGUACCCCCUCUUGGCGGGUGAUGUCAAGUCUCUAUGUUUGCCUGUUUCCUGUGUUCUUGUUUUCACCAGGCGCGGGCGGUGAUCUACCACGCCUCGCUGGCGACGCCGGACCAAGCCUCGUUGGAAAUGGCGCUGGAGUCAACAGCCGCUGUUGGGGAGAUGAGCCAUAGUCAGGGAGAGGUGCAGACCGCAGCGCUGUUGGGAGAUUUUCGAUGAAACAUGCGGUACAAGGAAACUCUAGAACUGUGUUUUUGUGCAGUGUGCCCCUAGAACUGAGGCAUCGGGUUGUGGAUCAGGAGUCAUCCACGUGUUGAGGGCAGCAAGUGGCUCUACCGCAAGAAUCUCCAGGGCCCCUGUUUUCGGCCCAAAAACACAGGACCAUCCGCCCAAACAGGCUUCCCCCUACUCACGCUUGCUGCCACCCUCGCAGACGUGGCACCGGCUGCGGCGUGUGAGUUGGGCGCUGCUGGAGGAGCCGCAGGGUCAACGGCUCCAUGGGCUGCUGCUGACGCAACAUGCGCAGCGUGCCAUGGGACGCUGGAGAAAUUUCCAGGUGGAAUCCGGUGGUCGAAUCCGGUGACGGAAGGAAAGUAGAAGGCAGUGAAGGCAGAGGAAGGUGUUGAGUGUUGAUGUGUGCUUUUUAGGGGGCCAAGACGGACUCAGAAGGGCACGUAGAUUGAUGGCCUUGGGAGCUAUGCAGGAUGCAGGGAAGAAUGUUCUACGAGCUAUAGUAGAUGUGAGACACUCUGUCUGGAGCCACCACGAAACCUUUGCAGCUGGAAAACUUUGCAGACACGUAAGACCUUGGAUACUCAGCGAUCACAGCAGAAAGACACCCUGGAACCAUCAAAGGUAAGUAGUGUGUGGUCCUUCCCCAAGCAAAGGUCCAGGACAUGUUUGGUCUAGCUGCAGGGGCUUCGGAACCUUACAAAAUUAUGGAGUGUUUGAUUCUGACCAUCGGAAAAAAAGACACCUCUCAACUAGACUCAAUCGGAUGGUGGGUUGCUCUCCUUUGCAUUGUACUCGCAGUGAGGCUGGCACACACUACUUGGACUCAACUUGAAGGAGACAACUCAGCGGGAGCCAGGACCCAGCAAAAGGCCCUGUGCAUCCUUCAGCCAGACUGCUCCGUGUGGCAGUUGCUCUUCCAGAUCGCAGCUGGACCGCUUGACAGUGCAAAGGAGGCGUGGCGAAGUCCAAGUUGGCAGGGUGCCAUCUCGUUCAUAUCCUGGUUGAGAAGAAGAAAUUGUCCAAAAAAGCUUGGCUGGCAGCUGCAGAGACGGCGGCGUGGGAUGCUGGCGCACAGACAGGACGCACGCCGUUUCUGAUGCUGCUGAAUGGCGGCGUGAGGCGUUCGCUGCAGAAGUUUUCAGCUCCGUGCAGGAUGCAACAUUGAUGGAGAAAGUACACAGGAAAGGAUGAUGUGUUUUGAGAUUUUUUUUGUGAAGGGUCCACUAUGAAGUAAAGAAAGAUUCUCACCCAGUUUGACACCGUGAAGUAUGUUGUAGUCGAGAAAACAGCGCUGAGGAUGCUCAUUCGGC